Camellia sinensis is the source of this 1960-nucleotide messenger RNA. Lineage: Eukaryota; Viridiplantae; Streptophyta; Magnoliopsida; Ericales; Theaceae. The record is from RefSeq and is a predicted model, not a curated record.
AUGUAUAUGUCAUUUGGGUUUUGCAAAAAGCAAAUAGCCACAGAAUUCAUAGCAGUCUCACUAAUUCGUACUCUCCUUCCCAUUGCAGUCACCAUGAAUGUUAACUUGUACGAGGCUGUCAUGGAAGGCAAAGUUGAUGUCCUCAGGCAACACAUUGAUCAAAUUGAUAACCAAGUCACCCCCAAUAACAACACUGUUCUUCAUGUCGCAGCCCAGUUUGGCCGAUUACAAUGUGUGGAAGAGAUCUUAAAAGAGUGUCCCGUGUUAUUACGUCGGGUGAAUAGCAAAUGCGAGACUCCUCUUCACUUUGCGGUGAGGGAAGAACGCUUGGAUGUAGCCAAAGCACUCAUAGAUUGUGCGAAGGAACUGGACCAAGAACUUGAAAGUGGGGGCCGAGAAGCCAAGGAGAUCUUGAGGGCGACAAAUGAGGACAAAGACACAGCCUUGCACAUGGCAGUGCGGAAUGGACACUUGGAUUUGGUCAAAUUGUUAACAGGAGAAGAUCCAGAGUUUCAACAUCCAGCCAAUAAUGCUGAUGAAACUCCACUAUACCUGGCUACUGAGAUAGGAUGUGAUGAUGUGGUGUCUGCAAUCUUGGAAACUAGCACAUCGCCGGCUUAUGGUGGCCCUGAUGGUAGAACGGCAUUGCACGCAGCAGCAAUAAUUAAGAUCCGAUUUUCUAUGCUAAUAGAUUUUCAAAAUAAAAAUCAAAGCAUGGGAAGAUUGUUGGAGUGGAAGCAGGAUCUAAUCAAGGAAGCAGAUGAGUAUGGAUGGACACCACUUCAUUAUGCUGCACGCUGUCAUAAUGUAGAGGGAGUUAGACAGAUAUUAAAAAAGGAUAAAUCAGCUGCAUACAUUACUACUGCAGACAAGGAUGACGAAAAGACAGCUCUUCAUAUAGCUGCUGCUAAAGGUUAUACAAGAGUAAUGAAAGAGAUUUUGUUACAUUGUCCAGAUUGUUGGGAGAUGGUCAAUGGCAAAGGACAAAAUGUUCUUCACGUUGCCAUGGAUAUGGAGAAGAAAGGUGCGAUUGAAUUUAUCAAAGAAAACCCAUGGUCAAGCCAUCUUAAAAAACAGAAAGACAUUGAAGGAAACACACCUCUCCAUCUGUUGUACUGGUAUGGUGGUGUUAAUCCUUUUUCAGUGCGUCUGCAAGAUUCAACAAAAGAAUGGUGCAAUAGAGAAUAUGAAUGGGCUUUCAACAAUAAAAACAUAACGCCCGACGAUAUACAAUGGUCAAAUCAUCAGGAUACCGAGUUGGUGAGAUUUGGAAUUUGUGGUGGGAGAAAUAUAGUCAGCGGGGAUCAAGAGUUGAUAACAAAACUAAGGGUUCGUAAAGAAGAAAGACAGAAAAUUUGUAAAGAACCAAGUAAAACACUAUUCCAGGACGUCAAGAAAAUGAGUGACACCCAUUUGAUAGUGGCAACACUCACAGCAACCAUUAGCUUUGCGGUCGGAUUCACAAUGCCUGGAGGUUAUAAUAGCAAUGAAGGUUCAAAACAAGGAAUGCCACUUCUAAUAACAAAAGCAGCUUUCAAACUAUUUGUCAUUGCAAAUACCAUAGCCGCGAUAUGCUCCACUUCCUCUGUGUUUCUAUACGUCACUGCGCCAGUUUAUCAUGUUAUCGGAUUUGAUGAUAAAUUUUCCAGGAUUAAGAUGGUGUCUCGCUAUCUCACAGCCUUAUUUCUUCUUUUAAUUGCCGUGGCAGCGCUGAUAGUCGCGUUCAUUACAGGCUCUUAUGCUGUGUUAUCACAUUCUUUAGGCCUCGCAAUUUCUGUAUGUCUUAUUGGUUGCAUCUCAUUUCUCAUUUAUUUGAUUGAACUCCAAAGGUGGUUUUCUUAUUUAAAAAAACUUUAUUUUAAAAAAUUAACUCUUAAAUAAAUUAGUUAUGUAGUUUUUUAUUUAUUUACUUUCUGUAUCUGGUGAUUUGUAUGCCAAAAUGCUAAAUCAUGAUGUAUUU